This is a messenger RNA of Syngnathus acus (greater pipefish), 2880 nucleotides long. It is a transcript of the gene atf6, whose product is annotated as activating transcription factor 6. Lineage: Eukaryota; Metazoa; Chordata; Actinopteri; Syngnathiformes; Syngnathidae. The record is from RefSeq and is a predicted model, not a curated record. The transcript is spliced from 16 exons. Gene Ontology annotation, molecular function: DNA-binding transcription factor activity, RNA polymerase II-specific; RNA polymerase II cis-regulatory region sequence-specific DNA binding. Gene Ontology annotation, biological process: regulation of transcription by RNA polymerase II; endoplasmic reticulum unfolded protein response. Gene Ontology annotation, cellular component: nucleus. The coding region runs from base 133 to 2034 and encodes 633 amino acids.
AAGUCAGACGUGUAUUUCUUACGUCAUCAAUACGGCAAUGCAAUCUUCCGGUCAGUUUCGGUUCAUGGGCACACUUUGAUCUCUGCGCGUUAUAUUUGUUGAUAUUAAACCUACUAAUGAAUUUGACCGAAAAUGUCGUCCAACUUAACGUUAGACUUGGAUAACAAUCAACGUUGUUCCAUGAUGAUGGCGGAAACGGACUUCUCCAUCGACCAGGGAGGCGAGUGGGACAUCAGCCUUUUUGAUGAACUUGACUCCCUGGGAGAUGCAGACGAUUUGUUCAAGGUCCUUGAAAAUGCAGACUAUAUAUGCGGAGGUCCAGACCUUAACUUUGAUAUUCCCAUACCUGCAUGGACAGAGAGUGACUACUCAAGCACCGCCUGCACAGACGGUGAGGUGAGCGUGCACUCUCUGUCACCUGCUCACACCUUGAGCUCCGCCUCCUCCCCCACAGCUGCCGAGGCGCCGUCCCCGUACUCCUUACACGAUGAGGCCUGGUCUCCGCAGUCGCAGCCUUCCCCAGUGUCGGUGUGCUCCGAGUCCAGUGGGUUUUCUGAAAUCUCUCCGCCGGCGAAGAAAGCACCAAAGAGGACCAGCCAGACAGCACGAGCCAAACCCGCACCGUCAAGCAACAGGCCCAUUCAGAUGAGCACAAAAGUUUCCAUCCAGCCCAAACCGGUGAUUGCAGCUGUGCCCUUGGCCCACGCGGCCGCCCCCCUGCAACCCAAGACGAUCAUCCUCCAGCCCCUGCAGACCACCAUGCUGCCUGUGGUCAAAGCAGCUCCUAUCAGCAUCCAGCCAGCGCCCUCUCCAGGCCAGCCUAUCAUGCUGUCACAAUCAAGCCAAUUACUACACAUCAAUACCUCCCAAGGUGUCACUGGCGGCGUGGUCGCCAUGCCAACCCUGAGCCAGGACAUGACUGUCGUCGCGCCACCAGUGGCCUCGCUUCGAAGCCCUUCCUCGGACGACGAUUCAAAAUUCUCCCAGAGGCAGCAACGCAUGAUAAAGAACCGCGAGUCGGCCUCCCUGUCGCGGAAGAAGAAGAAAGAAUAUCUGCUGUCGCUGGAAGAGCGGCUAAAAAUGGCGCUGUCUGAGAACGCUGCGCUCAAAAGCGAGAACGGAAACCUCAAGAGGCAACUGGAAGGCCUGCGGGAUGAGAAUUCCCUGCUCAAGGCAACGGCUCCCAAGAGACGAGCGGUAUGCCUCAUGGCGGUCCUGCUCUUCCUCGCGCUUAACGUCGGACCAAUAAGUCAACUUCAGGGCAACUCGGGCUCCGGGCUGGAGCUUGUGCCGGCGCAGCACAGCAGACACCUGUUAGGUUUCUCCGACGGCGAGGGCCCCGAGCCCGUUGGGAACGCCGCCGCCGAGACGACCGACAGUGCUGAAGGCAAGGCGCUGAUGGUGGUGAAGGAGCUGAACUUCCUCAGGCCGCCGCCCUCCUGCCUGCCGCCGGUUAAUAGGACCAAGUGUUUGGAGCUGGCCCACGAGUUGAGGGGCUGGGUCAACCGUCAUGACUUGCAGCUGACCAAAUCCAGGCGCAUGAGUAACAGUCACCUCAGACCCUCCAGGAGCAUUCUGAAAAGUGAACAUAAGGAUGCCGAGAACUCCCAAAUUGUGACUGUUCCAUACGCUGAAACUGCCAAAGAAAAGACCCCUGGCAGUGAGCUCCAGGUGUACUACAGACCCUCGCACACGUACGGCGACUUCUUUGCCGAGAUGAACCGGCGAGGCGACACCUUCUACGUCGUGUCUUUCCGCAGGGAUCAUCUUCUACUUCCUGCCACCAGCCACAACAAAGGAAGUCGCCCUAAGAUGUCUGUGGUGUUGCCUGCUAUGAAUGUCAACGAUAGCAUCAUCGGAGACAAGGAAUUCGAGGUGAUGAUGCAGAUCGAUUGCGAAGUGACCGAUACCAGGAUCCUCCACAUCCGAUCAGCCACCAUCCCGCCAACGCUGCGGGUAAACCGCACGCAAACCUUCUACCAGCAGGAGGCUCAGCCCGCCCCUCCCGUAGGUGUGCUCAUGGGGUCGGCCUAAACCCAGCGGUAAAAGCAAAACAAAAAGACUGCAAGCAAAAAAAACACGGGCCGCAUUCUUUAUCGUGGCCUGAAGGAGGUCUGGAUGUGUUAGCGCCUUGUGUAGCUGCACUGACUUCCUUCCCCACAUAACCUCAGACGUCCCACGCACAGGUAAUUGCUUAACAGCAGGGGGCUGAGCAGUGAACCCUGAGUCACCCCGUCGCAACACAAAUGCACCAGAACAGCUCUUUCCUCAAAUCCCACUUGCUCCUCAUUUCUCGAUCAACCGAUCAAAAGAAUAAUACUUGUUACAUCUCGACUUUUUGCUGUAAGAUUUGGUUUCAUAAAUUAUGAAUAAGUAUCAGAGAAGAUUGCGCGCAGCUAUAUACCGAAAGCUCAGGAAGUGGUGUUCUCUCACAUCUACGUACAUUUUCUACUCUUGAUGAAGAAUGAACUGAUGAUCUAUGUAUUUAUUUUAAUUGUUCUAAUUUUUGACAAAAAUCUACGUUUGCAUUUCUGUGUCUAGUUGUAUUGUGGAGAUUUGUUUUAUGUAUUGAUAUUUUUUCAGAUGGAUUUAAUGAUUCCAGGAGGAGUCUUUGGGGGUAAAAAUAGAAGAAAAAUAUAUUGCAGUAUUUGUAUAGUGCAUUUUUUGGAUUUGAAAUAAUCGACAUAUGUCGGGGUUAUGAAUAAGGAUUUUGUAGGAGUAGCUGCAUGCUUAUUUUAACCCUGUAUUUCGUUUUUAAACACUGAGUGUAGAAAUACAUUUUGAUUCCCGCGAUGUCACUGCAAGCCAAUUGUACUUAUGGAAGAUACCAUUUUUUGUGAAUAGCCCAAAAUAAUAAACACUGGAUUUUCUGUAUGUAUA